Homalodisca vitripennis (glassy-winged sharpshooter) is the source of this 1330-nucleotide messenger RNA. RefSeq lists its product as uncharacterized. The transcript is spliced from 3 exons. The coding region runs from base 47 to 1249 and encodes 400 amino acids. The record is from RefSeq and is a predicted model, not a curated record. Lineage: Eukaryota; Metazoa; Arthropoda; Insecta; Hemiptera; Cicadellidae.
UGUGGUAUAAAAAUUAAUAGAACUAUUAAAAGUCUAAAUUGCAAAUAUGAUGUCAAAAUUCCAAGUAUACCUUCACGACAUACCCACUCUUGGCAGACCAGAAAAGUCCUCAUCUGGCAUCAGAGAUCUCAAUCGAACUCGGCCGAAGAAAGUAUUUCAACAACAAAAUGAGGAGCCACUUCAAAAAAAGAAGGCAGACUCGUGUGGCAGACACCACACCUCUCUGGUUACCCCAAGACCAAUCACGAUUCAGAGUUCACAUCUGAGGUCCCAUUACUGCCUAGAGGAGCUGAGGCGACCCCAGUGUGAUAGGGUGCUGAGGAGCGCCUCACAAGCCCAGGUGACAAACAGGGCUCCAGACACCAAGGGGGAGAACUGCGAUGUCGCCUUCCUCAAAAAACUUCUGGCGAUGAACAAGAAGGAGGAGCUGUUGUUGAACAAGAAGUUGGCUAAACUUCUGGCAGAAGAAUUGAAAACACCUGAGGUCAGAACGGGCAAAGGUUGUAAAGGAUGCACGUCGUUAUCUGCUUUGUCAGUUUAUAAUAACCAUGAUAAAAGACUGUUGUUAAUGGACAGUACAGUCCAGGGAUCACCAUCCAGGAACAGAAGAGUCCCAUGUCCACCCCAGUUUGAUGCAAAUGGAAGAGUGAUUUUCAACGACAGUGAUGAAGAAGACACCGAAGAUUUCAAUCACAGAUUGGAGCCCAAGGUUGAAUUCACUUCUGCUGAAUCGAAAACCUGGAUCAACACCACCACAGUUAUAAAAACAAAGUCUGAUGUGUCUGGGAAAAUGUGUUCUAAGAAAAAUUCCCUGUCUGUGAUCAACCAACGCCCUUCCUUGCAAACGAAGAGUUGUGGUAGAAAAUGUGGAGAGGUUGAGGGGGAUAGUUAUCCUCGCAAAUCCUUUUUCACGGCCAGUAAUGCCUACCAAAACUACCAGAGUCAGAAGAGAAAUACAGACCAGAGUGAGGUAUUGGAUAACAUGGCAGCUCAUUGUUGUGUGGCGGUUCCAACGAAACCUAGGAAGAUGACAAAAAAAGUCUGGGAUUUUAACAAUAUUCCAAAAAAUAAGCCCGAAAACUCUUCACAAUGUGGAAGGCACAUAUAUACAGUUGGAUUAAACACAUUUCCCUGUUGUAAAGGUGAUGGCACCUCCAAAAUGAUCAAAGAAGACAGAAAUGGUAAAUUGAAAAACAGCAGAACUCAAAUUUUCUGUCAUGGUGAUGGACAUACUAGACCAACUCGAUGAGUGAAUCGAGGAAGUGUAUUUAUUUAUUAUGUAUGCUGUGAAUAAAACUUCCAUAUAGUAAAACACUUGUGAAAUUUGCAA